UUUGGACACCCCUGGUCUAAACAAUGCUAAAGGUAUCAGCGCAGUAUGUAAGCUGCUUUAAGUAAAAACUGCCAUUUGCAAUUGACUGAUGGUGAUUUUUGUCAAUGACGAUGGUAUUCAAGCAGAUGUUUUGAGAUUGCUUUCAGGGCACCUAUCGCUAUUGGUAUACUGUUUUUUGCUUUCUUUUGCCAUAGUUGUUCUACUUGUAUUUGCGGGUCUUUGUAUUUUGUGAUUUUUCUCCAGGUCUUUCUCAUUUGCUGUCUCCAGGCAUUGCCAAGGCCACUAUCUAGACUUUUUUUGUCUUUCUUAUCAACAGUUGUUAUGUUUGGGAUGUUACGUAACUGGUACUUUCUGUUCGUUAUUAUUAUUACGAUUGUUAACCAGAUUGUGACUGUGGUAUGACUGAAUUUGGCAUUUUUUAUCCACCUAUGUAGCCCUUCCCAAGGACCUGAGGUAGACAGAUGUUGUUGUUUGAUGAUGUUAAAGGUGUAAUUGCAAGAUGUAAGCUGUUCCAAACAAAGCUUCCUUUGCAAUUGACUCAUGGUGAUUUUGUCAUGCCGAUGGUAUUCAAGUGGUGCUCCUGUUAUUUUGGGAUUGCAUCCAAGCCGCCUAUUACUACUGGUACUACUGUUGCUUUCUUUUCCUACAAUCAUUCUAUUUCAAUUUGCAGGUUUUUGCAUUUUGUUAUCUUCUCCAAUUCUUGGUCUUCUGUUCUGUCUCCAGGUAUUGCCAUGUCCACUAUCCAGACUUUUUUUGUUGUCUUUUUUGUCAACACUUGUUAACUCUGGGUGUUAUGCAACAGGUGCCUGUCUGUUUGAAUUGUAAAAUCCAAGAACAAUUCAGCUUCUUCAUUUGUCAUGUGGUGUUUGUAGCUUGUCUGUGCAAACUUUUUGCAGCAGCUGACCAGAGGAAUUCUGGUAGUGGAAAUCCCACAUCUUAAAGUUGCCAAAGUUGAGGAACAUUGGUAUAAACUGUUCGGGUACAUUUGAUUUCUCUCAGGUCUAUCAACAUGGCUAGCCCUAUGGCUUCUUUGCUACAGAGAUUUGAUAAUUCGUCUCGACUUCUUCUCUGCACUCUGAUGUCUGGACAAUGGGGGACCAUGGCUGCCUUUCGAACCCUUCAACGGUCACUCUCUGUGGAAAAAGGAAGACAACAUUUCAAUUGGCAGAUCUUCACUGAGAAACUAUGCUCUCAAGAACCAGUGCUUGAAGAGCCCAUCAAGACUCUUACCAUGAAACCGGUAUUGAUUCUGCUUCCAGUGUUAUGUCAAAGAAAUCUCUUUUCCUUGUUGCUUAUAGUACAAUCUACAGUGCCAAAAGACUGCCUCAGUUGUCUGCUUCAGGCCUCUAGAAAAGAUCUCAAUCCAGAUUUAUGGGUACAGAGAUUAAGGGAUUUACUACAAGCAGGGAUGGACGAGAGGAGCUUUUUGACCCCUGUAUUGCUAUCCAGCACAUGCGAACAGCAACUGAAACAUUUAUGCCAGAAGAUUAUGACCCAUGCUAGCAGCAAUGCUAAUUUAGAAAGAAAAUUAAACUGGUUUGUUAAACUGGAAAAUCCUUGCUUGGUGCCAGCUGGAAACACUUUUCAGUCUGGGUCUCAGAGCAGGAAAAAAAGAAAAGCAUCUGAAGAAUUGCUGAAUCUUGAAGAGGAGACUCGGAGGAAGAGGUCCCAACUGGAAAUAAAUUUGGAUACAGAAGUUUCUCAACCACAGCCUGAACUGCAGGAUGUUGGAACAGAAAGCACUAAGAAUGAACUUGUGCUGGACAUUUUUGGAAAUGAAGAUGUUCACUGCCUAAGCAACAUCAAUCAGUUUUCUUUCAAAGAAGAUGAAGUAGAAAAGAGAAUUGUCGGCCAGAGUUCCAAGCAAGACACUGUAACAGAGGUUCCCAAUCAUAUGAAAAACCAUAUAUCAAAACUUAAAGAAUUGCUAGAGAUGCAGUUUGAUUGCUCCAGUGGAACUGCCCCGCCUGAGCUACAGAUUCUGAAUGAGUGUACUCCAGAUCAGCUAGAAGAUUUAUGUUCCCUGCUCAAACUCUCAGAAUGCCCAGAGAAUGAGCUUCUGCAGUUCUGCUGCUGGAUAGUAUCGCUUUCACCUGAACUUGGCUACAAGAAGGCAGCAAUACUUACUGAAAAACUUUUCUUACCUCGGGUUCUUUUGCUGACUGAGACAGCUUCUUGGCCUCUCACAACUGCCCUGAUGAUGUUCUGCUCCAAAUAUCCUCGCCCAGUCUGUUGCACUUUAAUUUCUUCUAUUGUGCAAGUUCCGGGGCAAGGCCUUGAACAAUUGAGAUUGGUAUGCAAGCUAAUUGAGGAGUGUUUGGAACCAGAAUGUGUGAGGCUGGUGUUCACUCAUAUUGUAAAAGUGCAAUGGACAGAAGACCUUCUCACAGUUGUGCAUUCUUUGCUAGAAAGACAGGUAGAAUUGUCUAGUGAGCUCUUCAAUGUGUUGGUCCUUAAUCUUUGUCAGAUGGCUCAAACGUUUGAAAAUUCAGUACAUUAUGCAAAACUGAUUCUGACUCUGUUGACCAAAUAUCAAAAUGAGAUCACAUUGGGCCACCAGCACCAUUUAUCAUGUGCCCUGGACCUUAACAAAACCAUCUUAAAGAAAUCUCUUCAGGCUGCAUUUAAGAGAGUGACUUCCAGGUGAAAAAUGUAAGGAGGCUUUCUUUCUUUCCUGAAGUGGCUAUGGAAUCAUAUAUACCUUAAGACUUUGGGACAACUCUGCUUAUUAAUUUUUUUGAUCAAUUUGCUCAGUGCAACUUGUACUUAAGUUAAAAUUUAAGUAUUUUCAAGAUUCAAAAUAGAUAUGUGCAUAUGCAUCAGUUACCUUGAGGUAAGAUAUGCAACCUAAUAUACAUUUUAUAAAUAAAUAAAUAAAAUUUCAUGUGCACGUUUCCCCCCCAACCUCCCAUUUUUAAAUGAAACCAAUAAGAACAUACAGGCAGUGAAUACCUCUGUUUGUCAUUCUAUUGGUGUGGCUAGUGAUCUGUCUGCCUCAUGGUUGAUUCUAAGGAAACGCCUUGAUUUGCCUCCAGGAGAAGCCAAUAGUGUUGAAAGAGUUAGAAAGAACUAGAUAUCAUCUGGAGCAUAAAAGGGAAAACUGAGGAACACAAGAGUUUCAAACUGUCUGCAGAUGAGUUCUUUUUAUUCACCAAACAUUCUCUUUAUUCGUAUGAAUGUUUCACUUCCAUUAUAUAUCACUCUGAUACUUAACAACCAAUCUUAAAUUCCAUAUUCACAUAAAACUUCUAUGACUUAGACUUAUUAAUAUGCUUUCUCUAUCUCAACAGACAUACAGUAAACUAAUUUUUUCAUAUUCAGCUUUCCUUACAACUUUGAAUAUGGCAAUGGACUAGGAUUAAGACAGAGGCAACUGGCCUGAAAAUUCAAAUGAAAUAUAUUUUGGAAUAGUGAACCUUAUGGUAUUUAAAAUGUGGCUUGUCAUGUUUCUCAAAGCACAUUCAUCUUAAAUGUUAACAACCCAAAAGACCCAUGGUAAUGUUAUAUCAUAUCGUUUAGUUUCUCCCCCAUCCAGCUUUUCCUCUUCUGGUCCAGCAUCAAAUUGGCUCAAGAAAGUUCCUCUCGUGAGAUUAGGUGCCUUAUUUCUAGUGAGAAUUGAAUUCCUCUUCCCUUUCUCGAUGACUAAAAAAAGUCAAGAUGAAGACAUUUCCCCUUGCUACCUCCCCUUCAAUGUGGCAGCAUUUGUUCAAUUAGGCUUCCUCUCUGAGCUGCAGCAGAGGAACAGAUCAGGUCGUAUAGGAAGUAGGUCAGGGGUGGGAUUCUACCGGUUCGGACUAGUUUGGGUGAACUGGUAUCUCCGACGAUCAGCUGGGAGUAAACAGAUUCGCUCCGACGAUCAGGUGGGCCUGCCCACCCAUCCCUGCGCUUUACUGACCUAUAGGUAAGUUUUCAUAAAAUCGAACUGGUUGUUAAACCGGCAGGAUCCCACCACUGAAGUAGGUUAAUCUAAUAGGAGUUUAGACUUUGGCCAAGUCUAAAGAAGUUUUAGUGUGGCUUUACCAUUAUGGUUUUGGGAAAUGGAAUUCUUCUGUAGAGCGAUUGGAGAAUUGAGCCAUUGUAGGCUCAAUAAAAAAGACAUAAAGCAUGUCUUAGUUUUUUCACCCAUAGAUUUAUUGAAGUUUAUUGUAAUUUCCCUUAACCUGCUCAUUCAGCUAUAUCAUACUACAACUGGUGAUGCUGGAUGUGCUGAGCAAUUGCCAGCACUCCAGUGGCUCGAGUCCAGCUUCAUGGGAUGGGGUGUACCCCAUCUCUUGUCUCUAGGUCCUGCCCACAUAGCAGUUUGAAAGCAUUGUUUGCGAAUAGAUAAGAUAGGUACCACCAUUUCGGGAGUGAGAAAAUGCCAGCUGUGUUCUGCAUGGGGAGUUGGAACCAGCACUGGAUCUGUCUGGAUGCAAUCAGCAGAAGAGUGGUAGAGGAAAGCCCUAGGAGAUGAGCCAACUUCCUCUGACAAUGCUGCAGGUCAGCCAGCGUGAAGUAGUUUACCCUCUUGUGGUGCACUGGUGCAACGAACAGACUAGCGAUUGUCCUGCCAAGACUUCCACCAUGUGUAUAACAUUGUAGCCUCUCUGGCCUUGUAUGCCAUAUUCUGAAUAAAUGAAUGAAUGAUACUGCAACUUAGAGAUGUGGCUUUGGGGAUUGGGGGUGGUUGAGAGUGUGUUGUGCUGGUUCUCAAGCCCUUGGCUUCUCCUUUGUAGAGUACAGCAGGACUUGGUACUUUCUCAUCUGUGUCAUAUCUACAGGAAGAUGCUGUCUGACCAUUAACUGACAGUUUGGGGUAAUGCAUUAUCAGUAUGCAGAUGAUGCAUAGCUUUAUAUCUCCAUACUGGGUUGUCUAAUGCUUUGGAGGUCCUGUCUCAGUCUGGAUGCUGUGGAUGUCUAGCUAGGAACAACUGUUCCUAGCUAGAACAGUUUGAACAGGAACUGUUCAACUGUUCCCUAGUAGGAUUGAGCGACUGGGUUUUAGAGCUCCCAGAGGUUCUGAUGUCCUUCUCUCUAGCUCUGGGUGGGGUCUACUUGAGAGUCCUCCUGAUCUUGUGAUUCCUACUUGAAGAGCAGGUGGGAGCCAUAGCCAUCAAGGGCCUUUGCAUAGCUAGGGAUUGUGUGCCAAUUGUGUCUGUUCCUAGAAUGGGAGGUGGUGGUCUGGUCACCUCCCAAUUUUACAACAGCAAUGUGCUCUAUAUGGGGAUGCACUUGAAGAGUAUUUGGAGCUUCAACUGGCAUGGAAUGUAGAGCAUGAGUAAUUACAGGGACUUAUCAUUGGUACUGUAGAUGGGACACCUUUACUCUGCCAGCUGCAUGGGUUGCUCGUAUGCUUCAGGAUUCACUUUAAGGUACUAGAGACUAGAACUACAAAUCAAUUUGAAAAAUUACAACCACAAAAGACACAUUUUUUUUGGCACUGUCAGGUUUGCCAUCAUUUUGAUAAAACUCUAUAUUAUUCAUUUGUUAAUAACUAAAUUGUCAUCAGAUUUGCAGUAUUCUAAAUUGUUUGUUCAGACAUUCCCAUUAAAAAUGAAUAUAGAGAGUCAUUUCCUUACCCAGGGUUAUGAUACCCAUGUGACAGGUGUGGUGCAGUGCAAUGCAGAUUUCAGUGACUAUUUUAAGAAGCCAGAUUGCACAUGGUUAUUAAAUGUGCUACAUAAUUAAUAUAUUUGUAUUGUUGUUGUUGUUUAAUAUGUGUAGUCUGUUCUCUUGCUCUCUAUGUCUGAUCCAAUUUGGCUCCUAAAAACCUUAAUUCUCAGAUUUCUGUAUUAAUGGAUCAACAGCACUGUGAUGAGAACAGAACACUUGAUAUAGAAUAGAAUAGAAUAGAAUUUUUAUUGGCCAAGUGUGAUUGGACACACAAGGAAUUUGUCUUGGUGCAUAUGCUCUCAGUGUACAUAAAAGAAAAGAUACGUUCAUCAAGGUACAACAUUUACAACACAAUUGAUGAUCAAUAUAUCAAUAUAAAUCAUAAGGAUUGCCAGCAACAAGUUAUAGUCAUACAGUCAUAAGUGGAAAGAGAUUGGUGAUGGGAACUAUGAAACGAUUAAUAGUAGUGCAGAUUCAGUAAAUAGUUCAGUAAAUAUAUAGGCUUUGAAGAAACUUAGGAGAAAAAAAUAAGGUCACAGACUAGAUGCUAGUCCCACUUUAGGCACAAAGCCAGCAAUGGCAAAGGGCCGUGGUGGCUCAGGCUGUAAGAUAGCCUGUUUUUAAAACACAGCAGCCUGCAAUUACU
Molecule: messenger RNA, 6238 nt
Organism: Ahaetulla prasina
Lineage: Eukaryota; Metazoa; Chordata; Lepidosauria; Squamata; Colubridae
Gene: FANCE
Product: FA complementation group E
Exons: 12
Coding region: 1010-2647 (545 amino acids)
Biological process (GO): interstrand cross-link repair
Cellular component (GO): Fanconi anaemia nuclear complex
Source: RefSeq, a predicted model, not a curated record